AUGAUACGCUGCAACUCCAGAAGUCAUCUUCUCGACUGACGAUCUUACGUGACUGACGGCUAACGGAAACUGUCAUGAAGUUAUUGGUUUUGGCGGCGGUUUUGGCCGCCGUGGCGACGGAGCGGCUCAGCGGCAACCAGCCGGAGUCGCAACCUCAAUCGCCCUGGCAAGUCGGAAAACUUUACCGCUAUGACGUCACCUCACACACCUUCGCCCACCAAAAAGGCAGCCCCAAGAGCGGUCAUGCCUUCAAGGCCCGUCUCGUCGUCCGAGCCCGCGCUGCCGACCAGCUGCAGGUCAAGGUGGAAGACCCUCAGCACGCCCAGUUCCAUCAGCAAUCUGAUGACCAGGAACUGCCUCAGGAUCUAAAAUACCAACCGGUCGCCAACCUUGACAAGCCUUUCGAAAUUGCCUUGGAAGGUGGUCGCGUCACAGCCCUGCACCUGCACCCGUCUCUACCGCUGCACUUGGAGAAUCUGCUCAAGGGUCUCAUCAGCACUCUGCAGAUGGAUCUGUCGCCCCACCGCAGUAUCCACAGUGCCCAAGACAACUAUGACAAGGAACAACAGCAAGGUCUUUACAGGAAAAUGGAAACUGACGUCACAGGCGAUUGCGAGACUUUAUACACGGUUUCGCCUGUUGCUGCUGAAUGGCGCCGGGAAUUGCCGAAGUUCGCGUCCGAGGAAGAUCCUAUUGAGAUCACCAAGAGCAAGAACUACGGCCAUUGCCACCACCGCGUUGCUUACCACUUCGGCGUGCCCGACGGUGCUGAGUGGACUGGUACCGCUCACCGACCUGAGGAGGAACAGUUCAUCCGCAGGGCCACUGUCUCGCGCAUCCUUGCCGGUAAACAACAGCGUCCCAUCUACAAGGCAGAGACCACCAGCACUGUGAAUGUCCACCCUCAUCUUUACGGUAAGCAAAAGGCUGAAGUUCACAGUCAUGUGCACUUACAACUUGCAUCCGUCGAACAAGACCACGAACCAGAAUGGCCGCAGCCCGAAGGAAACCAUGUGGCUAAGAAUCUGCUGUACUCCAUGUCACCUAAACAAAUCGCUAGCCAUGACAGCUCUUCCUCCUCUUCGUCCUCGGAAUCUCACGAACACAUCCGCGCUGAAGUUCAAGGUAAGCAGAGGAAGCCCCGUUCUGCUAAGCCACAAAAAGUUAUCGCUAUUAGCAAAGUGAUUGUAAAGCGCAACGAUGAUGACACCAGUGCUUCCUCCAGCUCCAGCUCUGACUCCUCUUCUGCCUAUGUUAACGAUGAGGUGCCCAACAUCAACGAGCCAGCGUACGCCGCCUUAUACAUGAGCCCCCAACAGCACAACGAUAAGAAACAGAACCCAAUGAAUGCUCAAAAGUUGCUGCAAGACAUUGCUCAGCAGUUGCAGAAUCCCAACAACAUGCCCAAGGCUGAUUUCCUCUCGAAGUUUAACAUUCUUGUCCGUGUCAUCGCCUCAAUGAGCACUGCCCAGUUAGCUCAGACCAGCCGUAGUAUCGAGGCAGCCAAAGCCUCGAACAACAAUAUCAAAUCCGACAUGUGGAUGAUCUACCGUGAUGCCGUUGCCCAAGCCGGUACGCAGCCCGCCUUCCAACAAAUCAAGACCUGGAUUGAGAGCAAGAAGAUUCAGGGUGAGGAGGCUGCCCAAGUGGUUGCCAGUUUACCCACGACACUCCGCUAUCCUACCAGGGAAGUUAUGACCCAAUUCUUCAAGCUGGCGAGAGACCCUGAAGUCAAAGACCAAUCCUUCCUUAACACCACUGCCCUGAUCGCUUCGACCAGAUUCAUCAACAUGGGACAAGUGAACAACGAGUCUGCGCACAGCUUCUACCCCACCCACAUGUACGGCCGUCUUGCUCGCAAACAUGACAGCUUUGUCCUGGAACAAAUCCUGCCCCCUCUUGCCGCGGAUCUGCAGCAGGCCAUCGAACGCCAAGAAAGCCACAAAGCUCAGGUGUACAUCAAGGCUAUCGGUAACUUGGGCCAUCCUGAAAUCCUUAAAACUUUCGCUCCUUACCUGGAAGGCCAAAUUAAGGUGUCGAACUAUCUCCGCGUUCAAAUGGUCCAAAACUUACAAGUCUUGGCCCACCAGAAAAACAAGCAAGCUCGUGCUGUCCUCUAUAGUAUCCUGAGGAACACCGCUGAGAACUACGAGGUUAGGGUGGCUGCUAUCCAGAACAUCUUUAUGGCUCACCCCACUGGCGCUAUGAUGCAAGCUAUGGCUGAGAUGACCUACGAAGACCCGAGCGUGCACGUGCGUGCCGCGCUUAAAUCUGGCAUCGAAUCUGCUGCUCAAUUGAAGAACCCGCGUUACUGGAAUCUCGCCAGAGCGGCCGAAAGCGCGAAAUGGAUGUUGACGAAAGAGAAAUUCGGUUACCAACACUCCAUGAAGAAAUUCUUCGACGGUUUCGACCAGGAAAGUGAGCAGGGCAUCUUUGCUGUACUGUCGCAUACUGGUAGCGAGGACAGUCUGGCUCCCAAGCAUCUGAGGUAUUCCGUACGUAGCAAGCAAUCUGGAUGGGACAAGGAAAGCACUAUCCAAGCUUCGUUCUCAAGUGUCAAACACUUCCUGGACAAACUGAAGGACAGUGUCUACGCGACGCCAGCCAAGUCCGAGGGCCACAAGUACUCCGCGGAGAAGAUCGCCAAGAUGCUGAACAUCAAGCGCGAACACAACGAGCCCCUGGAGGCGGCUCUGUACAUCGACCUCAUUAACCAACAGAGAUACUUCACCUUCGAUGAGAAUGACCAGAACCAACUUGUGAAUGACAUCCGCGACUACUUAAACCAAGUUGAAAAGGGCGUCGACAAGCACUACACUAAGGUCCUCAACCAGGCCCAAGUGUCCGUGAUGUUCCCAGUCGCCUCUGGCAUGCCUUUCAUCUACAAAUACAAGGUACCCACCGUUGUACACAUUGAAAGCAAGGCCAAGGGAGAAAUUAAGACUGAUCCCAAGAACUCCCAGAAGUUGCACGUAAAGAUGGACAAGGAGAUUCAGUUUACUUACGCUCGUAAUAUUGACGGAAAUGUUGGUUACAUGGAUACUCUUGUCAACCAGUACGCUAGUGUCGGUGUCGUUAACAAGCUUCAGGUCCACAUUCCAGUGAAAAUGAACAUUGAAGCUAACGAGAAACAGCUUAUGGUCAAGGUUCAACCCCUCCGUCCUGAGCAGGACAACACCAUUCUCCAUUACAGCGUGUGGCCUUACUCCGCGAAUCAAAAGAAGGAUACCUUGGUACCAAUCUCUCUAGAUCCUACCAGCAAAGUUGUCGAGCGUCCUAAGAGAGUCAUGUCCAUUGACUCUAAAUUUGGCCAAUCAAUUGGUAACAUAUUCCACUUGCAAGGAUACUCACAAUCCCAAGAUUUCAAGAACAUUGCUGGAAUUUUCAAAUCCCAGGACGCGCUGUCAAGCAUUGCGUCUAUCUUCUCACAAAAUGAUGUCGCUUUGACGCACUUCAACCUGAGAUACCUCGGUAAACAAUCGCCGAACAAAGCUGUGACUCUCACCGCCGUUUAUGAUGAAUACCACAACCAGAAGAACGCUGGUGAAAUGGGCCCCGUCACCGAAGAGAAGGACUUAAGCCCCAAUAGCGAAGCCCGCCGUCAAUCUAUGGCAAAACGUUCGUCCGCUGGUAUCAACACAGCUAAAGCUAGAGUCGUGGACCUUAGCGCUUCAUUCGAAGGCCCCCAGAAAGCCGAAUAUGUGUUGACUGCUGCGUUGAGUGACAGCCCGGUCGAUCCGAAGAUCCAAGCCGUAUUUGCCGUUAUCAGAAACUCGGCGCACUCUGGCCAGAGCCAAGUGAACGGUGUAGCACACAUGAAGAAACCAGAAAUAGAGCCGUUUAACUCCUUGCAGAUCCUUGACAAAGACUUCCAGGUCACUUUCCAAGCUGAUGUGAAAUACGGCCCGAACGGUAAUAUCCACUUACAAGGACAGGCUCAACGCACCAAGAAAUACGCUGAAGAUCUUAAAAAGCAUCCUCAGGCUAAGAAAUGCGCAGAAGAAAUCGCGAACAACAACAAGUACCAACACAGUUGCCACAAACUGACAUUGGCGGCGCACGCUCCUGACCACUUCCAGAUGUCCAUCAACUACAAGGACGUAGCACCAGCAUACACUAACUGGACGUACCAUGCGGCUAAUCUCGCCCAGCACUACGGCUUCUGGUAUACGGAGACGAACCCUCUUAAACGCAACCCUGAGGGAAAAAUUGACAUUGAAGUGAACAACGACUACAUCGAUCACACCCUGAGUGCUUCGAUGACGACUAAGUACGGACACGUUCGCGUUAGUGAUGUCCCGAUUCCCAAAGGAUCUGCGAGGAUUUUGGCCAUCUACCAUCCCUUCAAGCCUCAGGAGCGCGCUGCUAACGCCUACACCCGCCACCAAUACCAACCUUACUGCUCGGUUGACGGCACCAAAGUCCAGACCUUCAGCAGACGCAGCUACGAAUACCAGCUGACGAGCUCAUGGCACGUUGUGCUUCAGGACCAGCGCAGCCAACAUGGCUUUGGAGACGAUCUCGUCAUCUUGGCCAGGAAGCCCAAACCCGACCAGCAAGAGGUCUACAUUUCGUACAAGGAUGAAAGCGGCAAGGACUUGGAAAUCGAAAUCAAACCUGACCCAGAAGGCAAGAACAACCACAAAGUCGACGUCAAGACCAACGCCAAGAAGGUGUCCGAGGGUGAACUUACCACCUACUGGGACGACGCUAGGGAGCAGCCUCUGCUCGAGUACCACUCCAAACACCAGGUUCUGGAGCUCAACAUCGCGAACGACAAAGUAAGAGUGAUGUACGACGGCCAACGACUGGUUGUGCUGGCCAGCGAGAACCGCAAGUCCGCCCGAGGCAUCUGUGGACCCAUGACGGGUGAACCCCGCGACGACUAUCAAACUCCUGAUGGUUUAGUCGACCAGCCUGAACUGUACGGCGCUUCCUUCACUCUCAGCGACGAGAACGCUGAUCCCAAAACCCAGGAACUGAAGAACAAGGCUAAGACACAAGCAUACCAGCCCCAGACCAAAUACACUGCAAUUCUACACUCAGACGACGAAUGGAACCAGAAAGACGAAUCAUCGAUGGAGAAUGAGUACGAUUCUGAUGCCGUGUACAAGUCAAGGAGCUACAACAAGAAGAAGGGGCCUUGCCAAGUAGAGCACCAGGUGCAGUACUACGAGAACCAUGGCGAGAUUUGCAUAAGUACCGGUAAACUGCCGGCUUGCCAGUCGCACUGCGUCGGUGGUGCGUACAAAAUCCAACCGGUUCAGGUCUCCUGCCGUCCUAAGUUUGACCAGCAGUACCGAGCGCUCAGAGACCAGAUCAAGCAGGGCCAGAACCCUCAAGUCUCUGGAAUGAGCAAGUCGAAGCAGUUCAAAGUACCCAUAUCUUGCAAAGCUUAAGAUAUAAGGCGAGAAUAAGGAUCAAGAUAUUAUUUUUAUUGUAUAUAUUGUUAUAUGACUAUUUUGGUAUGUUGUAUAGUAUUUAUAUAUUGAAAUUUAUCUGAUUUAUGUAUUAUGUUUAUGUAUUUAACUGUUAUUUUAUGUUAUGUUAGUAUUAUUAUAAAGUAGAAUAGAAAUAAUGAGCAAAUGUGAAAAAUACAAAAAAAAAAGAGAAUAAAUAAUAAAGAAUAUAAUCAUAAUAAUUUA
Messenger RNA from Manduca sexta (tobacco hornworm), 5645 nucleotides. RefSeq names its product vitellogenin (gene Vgn). Lineage: Eukaryota; Metazoa; Arthropoda; Insecta; Lepidoptera; Sphingidae. The coding region runs from base 75 to 5399 and encodes 1774 amino acids. The transcript has 7 exons. Gene Ontology annotation, molecular function: lipid carrier activity. The record is from RefSeq and is a predicted model, not a curated record. Gene Ontology annotation, biological process: lipid transport.